Molecule: messenger RNA, 1677 nt
Organism: Tupaia belangeri chinensis (Chinese tree shrew)
Lineage: Eukaryota; Metazoa; Chordata; Mammalia; Scandentia; Tupaiidae
Product: glutamate-rich protein 5-like
Source: RefSeq, a predicted model, not a curated record
AUGGCAUCCCGCAAGGGAGGCACUGGCUCCACUGCUACUUCUUCGAGCUCCACCACCAGUGCGGCAGGGAAAGGCAAAGGCAAAGGUGGCUCUGGAGAUUUGGCAGUGAAGCAACAGCAGAAACAUCAGUAUCAGCAGCGUUGCCAUCAGGAGAAUAUGCAGCGCCAGAGUCGGGGCAAACCUCCACUCCCUGAGGAGGACCUGUCCAAGAUCUUCAUGCCACCCCAGCCCCUGCCAGGAUGGAGUCACUGCUCAUCGCAGGCCAGAUUAGCACUUACUGCCAGAACAUCAAGGAGUUCGCUGUGCAGAACCUAUGCAAACUCUUCGUGGCCCAGGCUCUUCAAGAAUAUAACUAAGAAAAGGACGUCAUCAGAAGAGGAGUUAACAAGGACUCUUGAGGUCCUAUCAAGGAACUCUGGGAAAAAAUAUAUUUGCAUAUUGAAAAGCACAGAGAAUUCUUUCAAUGUCAUUGCCAUUUUUGGCCAUAAUGCUGUCUUUCUAGCCAGUAGAGCCUGCAGACCUAGCUCAGAGCAGAAGAAUAUGAAAAGGGUUCAAAAUAUUGCUAUGAAGAGCUGGGAUGUCAGGGCAGGAAGUGGAAGCAGAUUGCAAGCAGGAGGGGUGGGGCAAAAAAUGCAGACAGCGCACGGAAGUGAAUCUUGCUUUGCCUAACCAAAACCACAUACAUUGGGGAGAGAGUUCACUUUAUGUGGCCAUGUACAAAGGGAAAGACUCCCUCUGUUAGAAAAGCUCAAGGUUUCAGUAGGGUCUACAGCUAAUGGUGAUCAAUCACUCCAUGAACAGCCCCCAGCAAAGGAUGUAGCUUCUAGAAAGGAUGUUGCAGACCCAGCAGAAGCCACAGAGAAGCCUCAGUCUCUAGAGAGACCAGAAGAAUCUGCGCCACCUCAGGUAGGUGGACAGGAUUAUACUGCAGGGGCAGAAAGGAAGAUGGACAGGGAGGCAAUAACCGAAUCAGCCUGUAAGAGAAAUGCAGGGGUGGAACUGUUAGGAACAGAAGGUAAGAGUCAGCCUUUGCAGACUGCAGGAGAAGGAGUCUCUCCUGCAGCAGGGGAAGGCUCUGAGAAUGCACAAGCUACUGGGGAGGUGGAACCUCUAGAAACAGCUGAGAACAUUCUGCCUCUGGAAACAGCUACAGAUCUACAACCUCAAAAAGCAAUGGGAAAGGAACGAUCCCUGCUUCUAGAGACAUUUCCCAAAGAGAAUGAAUCUCCAAAAUUGACUUCAGAAAUAUUGGAGGGAAAUCAGUUAGUGGAAGCAGUUGAAGACCUGCACCUUCAAAGAGUACUGGGAAAAGCUGAGCCACCCCACCUUCUAGAAACAGCCCUUAAAAAGAAUGAACCACCAGAUGUUGUGGACAGGAGUUGGAUUGUGGAAACAUCUGUAAUGAAUGAUGCUCUCCAUGAAACCCCUGAAGGCCGAAACAUGGAGCAGAUUCAACCUGAAGGAAUAGUGGGAAGUACAGAGCAUCCAACUGGAAUUGUAGAGACUGAGGCAAAUGUGGAAAUGGCCAGGAGAACUCACAGUAAGGAAGAGGACCAGCACAUUGAAGGUGAGACAGGAGAAAAGAUGGAAACAGAGAUGAGGAGUGAGAAAGUAAGCGAGGCGGCUGAAACCAAAGAAGAAACAGGAGAAGCUGUAGAUCUUUCAGCAGCUACAUAG